AUGCUUGAUUUCGCUACAAGUCCUGUGCUGGAGAAUACGACAGAAUCAAGCGAAAUGAAGUAUUUCAAUGUUCUCGUUUUGUUGGUAUUCAUGCUUAAUGUAUAUGUUGAUGGCUCACCUAUGGAUAAGCAAAAGAAGGUUAAGCCCGAUACGGCCGAUUAUGUUACUGUUCCGUCUGAUCAAAUUGCAAAUCAUAAAAGCAGCGAAAAACUUUUAGCUUCAGCUUCAAUGAGAGAUGUAACGUUUCACAGUGAUGAAAGCGCAAGAAUGCAUCGUUUUCAUCCUGGACAACUUUAUCAUUCAUACAAAAUCAAAAGGGCAAAUAAAAAUUUGAAUAGUCAUCUUUCAAAUUUGAAAGAAAUUGAUUCUGCACAAGCGAUUGGUUCUUUGAAAGUGGCGAUUAACCCAAAGAAGAAGAAUAGUGUCUAUAUGGCGGUUCCAGAUAAAGCAAAUGAAGAGAGCAAUCAUUCAUCAUGA
This is a messenger RNA of Meira miltonrushii, 477 nucleotides long. RefSeq lists its product as uncharacterized. Lineage: Eukaryota; Fungi; Basidiomycota; Exobasidiomycetes; Exobasidiales; Brachybasidiaceae. The record is from RefSeq and is a predicted model, not a curated record. The transcript has a single exon. Bases 1 to 477 code for a protein of 158 amino acids.